This is a messenger RNA of Saccostrea cuccullata (small rock oyster), 619 nucleotides long. RefSeq names its product fibrinogen-like protein 1-like protein. The transcript is spliced from 3 exons. The record is from RefSeq and is a predicted model, not a curated record. NCBI's taxonomy places the organism in Eukaryota, Metazoa, Mollusca, Bivalvia, Ostreida, Ostreidae. The coding region runs from base 194 to 493 and encodes 99 amino acids.
UCAAUGGCGUCAUCCUUUAACUGAAAAUUUUAAUAGAACUUGGAUAGAAUAUAAAAAUGGUUUUGGCAAUGUGUCUGGAGAAUUCUGGCUAGGAAAUGAGAUCAUUCAUCUUCUGACAACACCACACCGAACAUUGUUUCAUAUUGGUAUUACAAAUAUUAAUGGCGGUUCAUGGUAUGAAAGAUUUGACAACAUGAAAGUAGCAUCUGAGGCUCAAAAGUUCACUAUAACUCUCGGAAGGGCAUCUGGAACUGCUGGCGAUCGGAGUACCAAUAAGUCUUCUGGCGGUUCCAUGGAUGGGAUGCCAUUUUCAUCAUACGAUUGCGACAACGAUUUACUUUCCGGUAACUGUGCGGCAUCUUACGGAGGGGCGUGGUGGUUUAACUCCUGUUACAAUGUUUUUCUUAAUGGUCCAAGAACACAUGACUAUUACGAGGGUGUUCUCCCCUCUUCAACCUUAAAUUCAUCCAUUCUUAUGAUAACACGACUGUAGCAUCAAACGUUUUGAGUACAUUUCGCGGUAUUUAUUUCAAUCUUUAACGUAUCAGGAAGAUUAUAUCACAUACUUACUGUAAUUACACACUUAUUGUAAAUUACUUCUCUUGACCUGUUUUACUGU